This is a messenger RNA of Oncorhynchus kisutch (coho salmon), 3473 nucleotides long. It is a transcript of the gene cop1, whose product is annotated as COP1 E3 ubiquitin ligase. The transcript is spliced from 20 exons. Gene Ontology annotation, biological process: proteasome-mediated ubiquitin-dependent protein catabolic process. Lineage: Eukaryota; Metazoa; Chordata; Actinopteri; Salmoniformes; Salmonidae. Bases 424 to 2559 code for a protein of 711 amino acids. Gene Ontology annotation, molecular function: ubiquitin protein ligase activity; protein binding. The record is from RefSeq and is a predicted model, not a curated record.
AUGCAGGCAGGGUUCACCUUCGCAGCUAUAACGCACUACUCCUGCGUAGUAGGGGGCAGUAAUUCAUCUUUGCCAGGAAUGUGGGUUCGUUUUGUGUCAGACAUCUGAGUAACCGAGGAGAUGGUUUCUAAUUCCCUGAACGUAGACAGACAGCGGUGAAGAUUGUAUAAUUAUUGUAACUUUGUUAUGGUCGACUUGUUGACAAAAGCUUACAAUUUAAUCUAAAGAAGUUCGCUAACAGCGAGCCUGUGUGUAUUCGUACAUUGUUAUUUUAUCUUAGCUCACUAGCACAUUAGCUGGUAAGCUAACAUUAGCUAGCUAGCAAGCUAACUAGCUAACUAACUAAAUAGCUGAGCCCGGAUGCGGUGAACUACAACAAGACAAGUCUUUGGCCUUGGAAGAGUUGGGCAUCAGGCUUGAAUUAUGUCAAGCAACCGUCAACAGCAAACUGGCGGUGGAACGGGGCCUGGGACAAGUAGCAGCAGUACCGGUGGCACUACCAAUGCUAACGGUGCUACCAGCGUAGGCGGUAACGUCAGUACGAAUGUGAACAAUUCUUCAAAUGUUGUGCCCUCACGGACUCUGGCUACAACUGGCGAUGGGUUGCUCGUACCUGCAGCGGCUGUCCAGUCUCCAAUAAACUUAGCCACACUUAGUAGACCCAGUUCAUCCUCUUCUGGCACCAGCAGAAAACGUCCUCUCCACCAAGCACCUCUCUACAACGGUCUCUUGAAUUCCUACGAAGAUAAAAGCAACGAUUUUGUAUGCCCGAUCUGUUUUGAAAUGAUUGAGGAGGCACACAUGACAAAAUGUGGACACAGUUUCUGCUACAAGUGCAUUCGCCAGAGUUUGGAGGACAGCAAUAGGUGCCCAAAAUGUAACUACAUCAUUGACAACGUGGAUCAGCUCUAUCCAAACUUUCUUGUCAAUGAACUUAUUCUCAAACAAAAACAGAGAUCAGAUGAAAAACGGCUGAAGAUGGACCAUCCUAAUGGGUCAAGAUGGCAAGUGUUUCAAGACGUCCUGGGCACAGACCAAGAAAACCUAGAUCUUGCUAAUGUCAACUUGAUGCUGGAACUCCUUGUACAGAAAAAGAAACAGCUGGAAGCGGAAUCACAAGCUGCUCAACGUCAGAUCUUAAUGGAAUUCCUCAAAGAAGCAAGAAGAAAUAAAAGAGAGCAACUGGAGCAGUUGCAGAAGGAGCUAAACUUUUUGGAGGAGGAUAUCAAGCGUGUUGAGGAAAUGAGUGGACUGUACUCACCAAUGAGUGACAUGGAUCGUAAUUUGGACAGCACUGUGCCCAAUUUCGAGGCUCCCUCACCUGCACCUAGUAGUCUUAUGGAUUCGACAGAGUAUCCGAGUCAACCACCAGGUUUUGGUGGAACUUCCCAGGGUAAGAGGCAAACGUGGUACAACAGUACUCUGGCUUCACGUAGAAAGAGGCUCACAGCGCACUUUGAAGAUCUGGAGCAAUGCUACUUCUCUAACCGGAUGACCCGAUUAACAGAUGACAGCAGGAACCUAAGUCAACUGGAUGAUUUCAUGGAGUGUCUCUCAAAGUUCACACGGUACAACUCUGUGCGACCGUUGGCAACCCUGUCUUAUGCCAGUGAUCUCUACAACGGCUCCAGUAUUGUCUCUAGCAUUGAAUUUGAUCGUGACUGUGAUUACUUUGCCAUCGCUGGCGUCACCAAGAAAAUCAAGGUGUUUGAGUAUGGAACAGUGAUCCAGGAUGCUGUGGACAUUCAUUACCCUGUCAAUGAAAUGACGUGCAACUCCAAAAUCAGCUGUAUCAGCUGGAGCAGCUACCACAAGAAUCUGUUGGCUAGCAGCGACUACGAGGGAACAGUCAUCCUGUGGGAUGGUUUCACUGGCCAAAGGUCAAAGGUCUAUCAGCAUGAGAAAAGAUGUUGGAGUGUCGAUUUCAACCUCAUGGAUCCCAAGCUUCUAGCCUCUGGUUCUGAUGAUGCGAAAGUGAAGUUAUGGUCUACCAACCUUGACAAUUCAGUCGCCAGCAUCGAGGCCAAAGCAAAUGUGUGCUGUGUAAAGUUCAGUCCGACAUCGAGGUAUCACCUUGCUUUUGGAUGUGCGGACCACUGUGUCCACUACUACGACCUCCGCAACACUAAACAGCCCAUCAUGGUGUUCAAAGGCCACAGGAAAGCUGUGUCCUAUGCUAAGUUUGUCAACGGAGAGGAAAUUGUUUCUGCCUCAACAGACAGCCAGCUAAAGCUGUGGAAUGUAAACAAGCCCCACUGCUUGCGCUCAUUCAAGGGCCACAUCAAUGAGAAGAACUUUGUUGGCCUUGCCUCCAAUGGGGACUAUGUUGCGUGUGGAAGUGAGAACAACUCACUUUAUCUCUACUACAAGGGGCUUUCCAAGACACUGCUGACAUUCAAGUUUGACACUGUGAAGAGUGUGUUGGAUAAAGACAAGAAGGAGGAUGACACCAACGAGUUUGUCAGCGCCGUAUGCUGGAGAGCUAUGCCUGACGGGGAGUCCAAUGUGCUGAUUGCUGCAAACAGUCAAGGAACAAUCAAGGUACUUGAGCUUGUUUAAGGUCCAUCAGAUCUCAUCAAAGCCUCUGGAAAUUACGGCUCCAUUUCUUUCAUGGCCAGUCCGGGGAUUGGAGCGUAUAGUUUCUUGGUCGAAUAGAAACUUUGCAAUUCUAGAUCUGAGGAGCUGACCAGAUUGGGAGAAUGAAUAAAACCAAAGUCGUUUGAUUUUAAUGAGCAAGAAUACUUUGGAAAAGACUUUGUGUACAUCAUACACUAGGAUUGUGGAUGUAUGUAAUUCAGAAUGAGAUUGAGGGCUUUUCUGCACAAAAGUAGAAGAUUAAUCUUUUGAAAGCCUCUAUUUAAAUAAAGUUAAUGACUAAUAGAACAUCUCUUAACAUGAUUUGAAAUUGAAUGGAAAUGUUCUUUUUAAUAAACUUGUUAAGUAUAUUUCAUAAGAGGUACAUCCAGCAAGAAGGCCAAAGCACAAGACAAAACAAAAAUUAAAUGCAAAAUGACUCAUUGUAUGAAUGCAUUUUCAACCCAAUGUAUACAUCUGUCAUUUUCAAUAGUCUUUGGUUUACCCCUAUGUUUAGACUGUUUGAUGUUUCAAGCAAUGGCAACAUCUUUUAACUGGACUUGUUUUCAUUCUGCAAUCAAGCUUUCAGUGGCAUGGCUUAGAGUCAAGAAUUUUGAGUUUGAAAAUGCAACGGAAGAUUGACUAAUGACUCCUAGACAUUUCACUCAUGUUACAGUAUAUUUUUAUUUUGUCGGUGAACAUGUAUUUGAUAAUACAAAUCCUGUCUCCAAAAUACUUUAAUUUUGUAUUAAAUCAUGAUACAUGUUGCAACCAGAACACGUCCAACACGUGAAAUCAAGUGGAUUUUCUAGAAUGCCAAGAUGUACCUAUUUUCUGAGAAACAACCAAGCGAUGUUCUGUAUUUGUAUACCUAAAUAAAUUAUUUGCAGAGAACUUUA